AUGAAGGUGCAAGCUGGAUUCUACCGCAAACUCCUCCUUCCCAAGGGCAAGCCUACGCUUCUAACCCCAGAAGUCCUCAAGGAAAUGCAGCUACAACAGGAGAGAAUAGAAGCUGAGAAGAAGCGGCCUCCUUUUUUUGCCUUGAGAGUAAACUUUAUCCUUGCUGUCCUUAUCAAAAGAAAAUAUAGUGCCUUUAUGUCCUCCAAAUUUGAAGUCCUAAGCAUGAUAUGUUCAUCAGAUUCUAUGAAUGCCAUUGGUGGGGAUGUCGACAGGAAGCUGGUGACGGUUCCAGAAAUCCGUGAAAUCGGAGAGUAUGUUGCAGAGAUCCAGCUUCACUCCUAUUGCCUCUACUUCCAUUCUGUGUACGACCUUUUUCAGUGUUCUUAUGUGGGUUUGCUCAUAAUGCCCAACACCCCUUUAAGUGUUGGACAGACUGCAUCAGGUGCAAUUUGCUGA
Molecule: messenger RNA, 456 nt
Organism: Miscanthus lutarioriparius
Lineage: Eukaryota; Viridiplantae; Streptophyta; Magnoliopsida; Poales; Poaceae
Source: the annotation of a GenBank genome assembly